AUGGGAACAGGAUGGACUUGCCCUGCACCUUCCCUCCUCACGCUCCUCUGUUACUGUUACGGACAGCUCUUGCCACCGUUCAGCACUGUGGCUGACCCAAGCUUAGACGAGUUCUACAAUGAGACCGAGGCCCAGCUGUUUCUGCAGUUCUAUGAUCAAACAGCCCAGGUUGUGUUGAACCAGUUCAUGGAAGCCGCUUGGGACUAUGCCACCAACAUCACCAGGAAAAAUCAGGAGGAGAUGCUGCACAGGGAGGUGGAGCGGUCCCAGUUCCUGACCUUCUUCGGCACCCGGGCCCGCCUGUUCCAGACCGGCCAAUUCCAGGACCCGGCCGUGAAGCGAAUGCUGAGUAAGCUGAAGGACAUAGACAAGGCGGCCCUGCCCAAGGACGAGCUCUGGGAGUACAACAAGCUUCUGGCCUACAUGGAGACGUCGUACAGUAUGGGCCAGGUGUGCCUGAAUGAGGGGCCCUGCCUGCCCCUGGAGCCCGACCUCGAAGACAUCAUGGCCAACUCAAGGGACGAGAAGGAGCUGCUGUGGGCCUGGCAAGGCUGGCGGGAUGCUGUGGGGCGCCAGCUGCGCCCCAACUUCCCACACUACGUGCAGCUCAGCAACAAGGCGGCUCAGCUCAACGGUUACAAGGACAUGGGGGCUAUGUGGCGUGCCAAGUAUGAGUCCGACACCCUGGAGCAAGACCUGGAGCGGCUCUUCCAGGAGCUGCAGCCGCUCUACCUGAACCUGCACGCCUACGUGCGCCGCGCCCUGCACCGCCACUACGGGCCCGAGGUCAUCGAUGUGAGGGGGGCCAUCCCUGCCCACCUGCUGGGGAACAUGUGGGCCCAGUCCUGGGUCAGCAUCCUGGACCUGGUCCUGCCCUUCCCAGAGAAGCCCCCUGAGGACAUCACAAGGAUCAUGAAAGGCCAGCACUGGAAUCCGGAGAAGAUGUUUGAGGAGGCUGAGAAGUUCUUCACCUCCUUGGGGCUGCUGUCCACCCCCGCUGACUUUUGGAAGAAGUCCAUGCUAGAGAAGCCAAGUGACGGGCGGGAGGUGGAGUGCCACGCCUCGGCCUGGGACUUCUACAACAGCAGGGAUUUCAGGAUAAAGAAGUGCACCGAGGUGACCAUAGAAGACCUGCUCUCCAUCUUCCACCAGAUGGGCCAUAUCCAGUACUUCCUGCAGUACAGGAACCUGUCCGUACCCUUCCGCGCAGGGGCCAACCCAGCCUUUGAAGAGGCCGUGGGGUCGGUGAUCACCCUCUCCGCCUCCUCGCACAAGCACCUGCUCAACAGAGGCCUGCUCAGUCUCCAGCACCAGGACGCAGAUGAGGAGGUGAACUUCCUGAUGAGCAUGGCCCUGGAGAAGGUCGCCUUCGUCCCCUUCAGCUACCUCGUGGACCUGUUUCGCUGGAGGGUCUUUGACAACACCAUCCGGAAAGAUACCUACAAUCAAGAGUGGUGGAACCUCAGGCUGAAGUACCAGGGCCUGUGCCCACCUGUUCCUCGGUCCGAGGACGACUUUGAUCCAGGCGCCAAGUUCCACAUUGCUGCCAGCGUUCCCUACCUACAGUACUUUCUCAGCACUGUGCUUCAGUUCCAGUUCCACGAAGCGCUCUGCAAGGCCUCGGGCCACGUGGGCCCGCUGCACCGGUGUGACAUCUAUAACUCCAAGACAGCUGGGAAGCUCCUGGGGGACAUGUUAAAGCUGGGCUCGAGCAGGCCCUGGCCAGAGGUCCUACAGGAACUGACAGGGCAGUCCAACGUGUCCACAAAGGCCCUCAUGACCUACUUCAAGCCCCUGCUGAACUGGCUGGUGACUGAGAACGUGCAGCAUGGGGAAGUGCUGGGCUGGCCGGACUUCAGCUGCUCCUUUGAAGAAAAAAUCUCAAGCAGAGCGGCAUUCCUGGGUCUGGAGGUGGAGCCUGACAAGGCCACGUUCUGGCAGUGGGGGCUGCUGGCCCUGAGCUUGACCAUGGUCCUCGUGGUCCUGGGGCUGGCCUGCAGGCUGUACUCCCUGGAGAAGCAGUCACUGGCCCAGGACUCCUCCAUACUCAGCACCCUGCCCUACACUUACUUCCUGGGUAUGGCCGUGGAACCCCGCCAGGCUGCCAGAAGGCAGUGGAUCCUGCUGGCCAUCUGCCUCUUGCUCGUGCUGUGCUCCAUCGGCUUGACCAUUCGGAUCUUCACACAGCACCACAGGCAGCCUCCGUGGAUGAGAACUAAAUGGUGGAGCUGGGACUAG
Molecule: messenger RNA, 2238 nt
Organism: Lepus europaeus (European hare)
Lineage: Eukaryota; Metazoa; Chordata; Mammalia; Lagomorpha; Leporidae
Product: angiotensin-converting enzyme-like protein Ace3
Exons: 14
Coding region: 1-2238 (745 amino acids)
Biological process (GO): proteolysis
Cellular component (GO): plasma membrane
Molecular function (GO): metallopeptidase activity; peptidyl-dipeptidase activity
Source: RefSeq, a predicted model, not a curated record